Paramecium octaurelia is the source of this 330-nucleotide messenger RNA. The record is from the annotation of a GenBank genome assembly. Lineage: Eukaryota; Ciliophora; Oligohymenophorea; Peniculida; Parameciidae.
AUGUUUGAUUGCAACUGGAAGGAUCUGAAGAUUAAUGAGUUGAAUACAUUAGAUGGUCAUUCUGAUUAGGUUUAUUCAAUUUGUUACUCUCCUGAUGGAACUACAUUGGUAUCUGGUAGUGAUAACUCUAUCCUUAUAUGGGAUGUUAAGACAGGAUAAUAAAAAGCCAAAUUAGAUGGUCAUUCAUCAACAGUUAAUUCAAUUUGUCACUCUCCUGAUGGUACUACAUUAACAUCUGGUUGUGGAGAUAAGUCUAUCCGUUUAUGGAAUGUUAAGACAGAAUAAUAAAUUAAUUCUUCACUCAAUGCAGAUGACUAAAAUUUAGGUUGA